This is a messenger RNA of Lepus europaeus (European hare), 2574 nucleotides long. It is a transcript of the gene TTLL6, whose product is annotated as tubulin tyrosine ligase like 6. Gene Ontology annotation, biological process: protein polyglutamylation; microtubule cytoskeleton organization. The transcript has 14 exons. Bases 355 to 2574 code for a protein of 739 amino acids. NCBI's taxonomy places the organism in Eukaryota, Metazoa, Chordata, Mammalia, Lagomorpha, Leporidae. Gene Ontology annotation, molecular function: tubulin-glutamic acid ligase activity; tubulin binding. Gene Ontology annotation, cellular component: cilium. The record is from RefSeq and is a predicted model, not a curated record.
CCCAGGGCCUGUGCCCUGGCCGGGGAGAUGAGGCGCGGCCUGACUCCUGAAAAGGAGGAACCGACAGAUUCUGAACGCAGAGAGGACAAUUCCAUGGAAGAUCCUAAAGAAGUCGUCACCCUGGCUUUUGUGAGAGAGAACGCUGGGGCGAAAAGGGGGCCUCGGAGCGCACAGCAGCAAGGCAGGAAGAAGAAGAAAAAGAAGAAGAAAAAGAGAUGAUUGGUGAUCAAUCUAUCCAGCUGCCGGUAUGAGAGCGUGCGCAGGGCUGCGCGGGAGUACGGCCUCCGGGAAGGGGGUGCAAACGAGGACUGGACCCUCUACUGGACGGACUACGCUGUGCCGCUGGAGAGGGUGAUGGAAAUGAAGAGCUACCAGAAAAUUAACCACUUUCCUGGGAUGAGCGAAAUCUGCCGCAAGGACUUGCUGGCCAGGAAUAUGAGCCGCAUGCUGAAGAUGUUCCCUAAAGAUUUCCACUUUUUCCCCAAGACCUGGUGCCUCCCUGCUGACUGGGGAGACCUGCAGGCCUACAGCAGGCUGAGGAAGAAUAAGACGUUCAUCUGUAAGCCGGACUCGGGCUGCCAAGGGCGCGGGAUCUUCGUCACGCGGACGGUGAAAGACAUCAAGCCGGGGGAGGAUAUGAUCUGCCAGCUCUAUAUUUCCAAGCCCUUUAUCAUCGACGGGUUCAAGUUUGACCUGCGCAUCUACGUGCUGAUAACAUCCUGUGACCCUCUCAGGGUUUUUGUGUACAACGAAGGGCUGGCUCGCUUCGCCACCAGCUGCUACUCUCACCCCUGCGCAGAGAACCUGGAUGACAUCUGCAUGCAUCUGACCAACUAUUCCAUCAACAAGCACAGUUCCAACUUUAUUCAAGACGCGCACUCGGGCAGCAAGAGGAAGCUCUCCACCUUCAACGAGUACAUGGAGAGCCGCGGCCACGACCUGAAGCAGAUCUGGGAGGACAUCGAGGACAUGAUCAUCAAGACCAUCAUCUCCGCCCACCCCAUCAUCAAGCACAACUACCACACCUGCUUCCCCAACCACACACUCAACAGCGCCUGCUUUGAAAUCCUGGGCUUCGACGUCCUCUUGGACCACAAACUCAAGCCCUGGCUGCUGGAGGUCAACCACUCUCCGAGCUUCUCCACCGACUCGAGGCUGGACAGAGACGUGAAGGACAGUCUGCUGUACGACACCCUGGUCCUGAUCAACCUGGGAAGCUGCGACAAAAAGAGAGUGCUGGAGGAGGAGAGGCUGCGGGGCCGCUUCCUGCAGCAGUGCCGCUCGCGGGAGAGCAGGAUGGAGGAGGCCCAAGGCUUCCAGGCUAUGUGGUUAGCAAAAACCGAGAAAUACGAGAAGGAAAACCACGGCGGGUUCCGGCUGAUUUACCCCAGUCUGAAUUCCGAGAAGUACGAGAAGUUUUUCCAGGACAACAGCUCGCUCUUCCAGAACACGGCCGCUUCCAGGGCCCGGGAGGUGUACGCCCGGCAGCUGAUCCAGGAGCUGAGACUUAAACAGGAGAGCAAAUCCCUUCAAAGGAAAGAGAAGGCCGAGAGGCAGGGGGAGUCGGCGGGUGAGCGAGUCAGAGGCAAGAGCACCAGGAUGUGGCGGCAGACACAGCCCCAGAAGUACAAGGUCACCACCUGUGCCUCCAAACAACCCUUCCAGCCAUUGUCACUAGUGUCCUGCAUCCCAGACUUGCUCUUGAGUGUCAGAGAUUUAAAGAAAAGCGAGCCAGACGGCAGCUCCCACCCGAAGGCUUCCAGGAGGAAAGCUGGCCCUGCACCUACACGGCACUACAGCUCCAUACCUGACCUGAGGAAUUCAAGUCUCAGCUGCUCGGGGCUGCAGCUCCAUAAACCCAGCUCCAGAACCAAGAAGGCCAAGUCUACCUCUGCUGUGUGCAUUUUCCCUGGCGCUGGACCUUUAGCCUCUGUAGAAUCCUCCCCAGAAUCCACCACCCCAGUCUCGGCCUCCUCAGAGUCUCCGCCAAACCCGACCCCGAGCGCCAGCUCUGAGUGCAGCAGCCCAGAGAUGGUCAGGCUGGUCUCCUUUCAAGAAUGCAAGCAGCAGAGGAUCCCCCGGCCGCCCACCCGGGAGAAGAUAACAAAACCUGCUCCGAUGACAAAGUGCCACAGCUUCUUGGAGAGCCUGAGCCCAAGCUGGACGUGGCCGAAGAAUGACAGGGAGAGAUGGUGCCUGAUGUCAGAGCUGUUCCCCAGGGGCCGUCAGCCGAGGAGGAAGCGCUCCUUGUGCCUGUCUCACUACAACCCCAAGAUGAUGCUGGGUGCCCGGUCACAACACCCCUCCCUGCCUAGGGAGUGCCGCUCCCGCGGCCGCGGCUCUGGCGAGAAGAGGCAGCCACAGCAGCCAGACGUGGACGCCCUCCUCCUCCUGCAGAGCCCUCACCACCACGGGGCGUCACCAAAAGACCUUCUGGUGGUUGCCACUCCAGCUCGACUGGACCCAAGGCCUGGCGGAAGCCGUACGGGUGCUGCGAGGGACCCGUGCACGCCGGAUCGGGAAGCAUACGGUCACUGCCUGAUCUCUGGCCCACAAGGAUGCGGCAGGAACUAG